This is a messenger RNA of Humulus lupulus (European hop), 3262 nucleotides long. RefSeq names its product V-type proton ATPase subunit a1. Bases 247 to 2706 code for a protein of 819 amino acids. The record is from RefSeq and is a predicted model, not a curated record. Gene Ontology annotation, molecular function: proton-transporting ATPase activity, rotational mechanism; ATPase binding. Gene Ontology annotation, biological process: vacuolar acidification; proton transmembrane transport. Lineage: Eukaryota; Viridiplantae; Streptophyta; Magnoliopsida; Rosales; Cannabaceae. Gene Ontology annotation, cellular component: vacuolar proton-transporting V-type ATPase complex; vacuolar proton-transporting V-type ATPase, V0 domain. The transcript is spliced from 18 exons.
CUAUAUUUCCUUCGAACUGUGAGAAUAAUGCGAACUCUAAUGGCAGUUGUCAAACAGAAAAAUUUGAAAAAUAAAUAAAUACAAAAUAAAUAAACCCACAUCCCAAAACGAACACUACUACCCCUCUCGUACGCAUAGAAAUUUAGAAAGAGAAAACUAGAGAGAGAGAGAGAGUGUGGUUUCAGAUCUGGGAAAAGUUUUUCGAUCCGAAACGAAUCAAGCAUUUUCUGUUUGGUUCUCGUGAAAAUGGACGAUUUCAUCGAGAACUUGCCGCCCAUGGAUCUGAUGCGCUCCGAGAAGAUGACCUUCGUUCAACUCAUCAUUCCGGUUGAAUCGGCUCAUCGCGCCAUCUCCUAUCUCGGGGAACUUGGCCUUUUACAAUUCCGAGACUUAAACAGUGAUAAAAGCCCUUUCCAAAGGACAUUUGUUAAUCAGGUAAAGAGAUGUGCAGAAAUGUCAAGGAAGCUACGUUUUUUCAAAGAGCAAAUCAGUAAAGCUGGUCUAUUUUCCUCCACACGUCCAGUCACACAACCAGAUCUUGAGUUGGAGGAAUUAGAGGUACAACUUGCUGAACAUGAACAUGAACUGAUUGAAAUGAAUUCAAAUAGUGAUAAACUUCGACAAUCAUAUAAUGAGCUCUUGGAGUUCAAGAUGGUAUUGCAAAAGGCAAGUGGCUUUCUUGUAUCAAGUAAAACACAUGCAGUUUCAGAGGAAAGAGAAUUAGAUGAGAACAUCUAUUCAAAUGAUAGCUAUGUUGAAACAGCAUCAUUGCUUGAACAGGAGAUGAUGCCUGAACGGUCAGGUCAAUCUGGCUUGAGAUUUAUCAGUGGGAUUAUUUGUAAGUCUAAAGGGCUUAGUUUUGAGAGGAUGUUGUUUCGUGCUACAAGGGGAAACAUGCUUUUCAACCAGGCUCCAGCUGAUGAAGAUAUCAUGGAUCCUUUAUCCACUGACAUGGUUGAGAAAAUGGUAUUUGUUGUGUUUUUCUCAGGAGAGCAGGCAAGAACAAAGAUUUUGAAAAUUUGUGAAGCAUUUGGAGCAAGUUGCUAUCCUGUGCCUGAGGAUAUUACUAAGCAGACACAAAUAACUAGAGAAGUAUCAUCACGCCUUGUGGAACUGGAAACAACUUUAGAGGCAGGGAUCCGACACCGAAAUAAGGCCCUUACAUCUAUAAGUUUCCAUUUAACAAAAUGGAUGAGAAUGGUGCGGAGAGAGAAAGCUGUCUAUGAUACAUUAAAUAUGCUAAAUUUUGAUGUUACAAAAAAAUGUCUUGUUGGAGAGGGAUGGUGUCCUAUCUUUGCAAAAACUCAGAUUCAGGAGGCAUUGCGACGUGCAACAUUUGAUAGCAGUUCACAAGUUGGCACAAUAUUUCAUGUGAUGGAUGCUAUAGAAUCACCUCCUACAUAUUUUAGAACCAACAAGUUCACAAAUGCCUUCCAGGAAAUUGUUGAUGCUUAUGGUGUUGCUAAAUAUCAAGAAGCAAAUCCUGCCGUAUACACUGUUAUCACAUUUCCAUUUCUUUUUGCGGUGAUGUUUGGGGAUUGGGGUCAUGGAAUAUGCUUGUUGCUGGGAGCAUUAGUUCUUAUAGCUCGUGAAAGUAAGCUCAGUACACAGAAACUUGGGAGCUUUAUGGAGAUGCUGUUUGGUGGACGAUAUGUACUUCUUUUGAUGUCACUAUUUUCAAUAUACUGUGGGUUGAUUUACAAUGAGUUCUUCUCUGUUCCAUAUCACAUAUUUGGUGGGUCUGCUUACCAAUGUAGAGAUACAAGUUGCAGUGAUGCAAACACUGCUGGCUUGGUCAAAUUCCGGGAACCAUACCCAUUUGGUGUUGACCCUAGUUGGCGUGGAAGUCGUACAGAGCUUCCAUUCUUGAACUCUCUCAAAAUGAAGAUGUCUAUUUUGUUGGGUGUAUCUCAAAUGAACUUGGGAAUCAUUAUAAGCUACUUCAAUGCACACUUUUUUAGCAGCUCUAUCGAUAUAAGGUACCAGUUUGUGCCGCAGUUGAUCUUUCUUAACAGUCUGUUUGGGUAUCUUUCACUUCUUAUUAUCAUCAAGUGGUGCACUGGCUCUCAAGCAGACCUCUAUCAUGUGAUGAUUUACAUGUUUCUUAGUCCUACUGAUGAUCUUGGUGAAAAUCAAUUGUUUUGGGGACAAAGACCACUUCAGAUCAUAUUGUUGCUUCUGGCUUUAAUUGCAGUUCCAUGGAUGCUUUUUCCAAAACCUUUUAUUUUGAAGAAACUUCACACAGAGAGAUUUCAAGGUCGCAUGUAUGGUGUCCUUGGUACCUCAGAGAUGGAUCUUGACGUGGAACCUGAUUCUGCUAGGCAACAUCACGAGGAGUUUAAUUUCAGCGAAGUAUUUGUGCACCAAAUGAUACACUCCAUAGAGUUUGUUCUUGGUGCAGUUUCUAAUACAGCAUCAUAUCUUCGACUUUGGGCUUUAAGCUUAGCACACUCAGAACUUUCAACUGUAUUCUAUGAGAAAGUCCUCCUCCUAGCUUGGGGGUACGACAAUUUUGCUAUUCGGUUAGUUGGGUUAACGGUUUUUGCCUUUGCAACUGCUUUCAUACUACUCAUGAUGGAAACACUAAGCGCUUUUCUUCAUGCCUUGCGUCUACACUGGGUUGAAUUUCAAAACAAGUUUUACCACGGUGAUGGCUACAAGUUUAAACCCUUCUCAUUUUCCUCCUUGACCGAGGAUGAGGAAUAAUAUACCUGUACAUAAUAUUUCUGGGGAGGAAUGGAAGAUAGUUGAGAAAGCUUUAAAUCAUUCAAAGGCGAAAACGAAACUGACAACGACCUGUUUUGGCUGACUUGAAGGAAGCCUGUUUUGCAUUUAACAUACAAUGGUGAUGUCCUGAGGCUCAUAAUUCUUUGGUGUAUUGGUAUAUUAGUGUUUUGGUUCAGUUCCUGGUAAUCUUCCAUGUAGAGGUGUACUUUCUUUUUAUUUUCUUGUCAUUCUUUAUGAAAAAGAUGAAGAGGAAGGGGAAGAUGGCCACUUGUAAAAUGGAGCUGGGAAUCAUUAUGGUACAUAACCGCAGAUCAUUGUGGAGGAUGAAUAUUAUGGCUAUACUUUCACACACAAAACAACAAAAGCACACAAGACUGGAUUUUGUAGGGAUUUGCCUUCCAAAUUAAAAAUUCUCUCUUCAAUGUUCAAUGUAGUAGCUCUAGCAAUUUAUUUAGAAUGUCGCCAUUUUUGUAAGGAUUUAUCAUUGAACGAGUUUUGGAGUUUGAAUAAAAUUUCUUCAAAGAUAUAAUUAGAA